UCUUGUCCAACAACUCCAACCGUCAAACUUUAUUUCGUUUGGUUGAUGUUGAAUCAGCUUGUGCAUUAAAUAAGUAUUUCUUUGAUUUGAAUUUGUGUAUAAAAGUGUUUUAACGUGGACAUAAUGAAUGCAUUCGAGGCUAUAGUAAAUGACCUUAAUCAAGAAACCUUGAGUUUCGUGGAAGAGGGGCUGAAACCGAUUAUAGAGUUCAAUGAGAUUUUUCGAGAUUUGUGUAAGGAAGUUAAAGAAGUUGUCAAGGAGUACAAAACAACAGGAAAGAUGCCGGAAUAUAAUCAUUUAAUUGAUUUCGAUAAAUUUAAAGAGUUUAGGGAGUCACAUCUUACAAAUGAGGAAGCUUCGGGUUCAUCGAAAGAAAACGUCGAGCCCGAUACCGACACUGAAACAAAGAAAAACGCACGUGGACGUCCCCGACGAAAUGCUUUUAAAGAAGCCAGUCAAAGCAUCAGCAAUCUAAAUGAGAAACUUCGCCGAGUCUCUAUCAAAAAGGAGAAAAUGUCAAUAGCCAAUUCAUCUAAAUCACUCGCCGAUGAAGUUCGAAUUAAGACUGAAAAUGAAGAAAUGCCAGCUCCAACUCGACCAGCUCCUAAAAGACGAAGAAAAAAUGCAACAAGUAAAAUAAUUAAACAAGAGAAAAUUGAAGAAGAAUUGGAGAAACCACGUGAAUCAGAUGUAAUCAUUAAAGAAGUUGAGGUACCUAUAAUUAAUCUUGUGGAUUCGUUGGGGGAGGAAACUACUAAAACAGAAUUGGAGAAAUCUAAACGAACAAGAACUUCUUCCGAUGAGGGACAAGAAAAUAAAGAAAAAAGACCAAAAUCCAACGAAGAUGAAAAGGAUAAUACGAAUUACGAAGACGCGGUUUCAACACUUUUGGUGGAAAAUACAGAGACAAAUAACGCGACUUUUAUCGCCGCUUCUACACAUGAUGUCUGUGUUGAUAAUUUCAACUCAACGGUGGUUGUAACAAAUCCCAAAAUUGUCAAUACUUUGGUUCCAAAAACAAUAGACGAUUUGAUGACCGAUGACGAAUCGGAAGAAGAAACCACCAAGAAAAAUCAAUGGACGAAGACAGGGACGAUUCCCAAACGUCCUAAGCAAAUAUUCAGUCCUUUUGAGCAAAGUCCUGUGAAAAAAAAAGUCCAGGCUUUUGAAAAACUUCAAGAGGAUGCCGAUGCAAUACCCGUUAGAAUCACCAGAACCAAGACUCGAAAUCAAGCAAAAGAGAAAGAAUUGGAAGAAGCACAAGAACAAAAUCAAACGGAAUUGAAGAGUAAUGUUAAAGAAAAAGCGAAAAUGUUUACUCCACUCACUUCUAAAUUUAUACCAAAAGCGGCCAGUACGACCGGAAAAUCCAAAAAAAUACUAAAUUCCAGUUCAUGCGAUAACCUUUUGGCCAAAAAUUCAACCACUUUAAAAUCAUCUCAAGCCGAAUACAGAGAAAUAGAAAUACGCCGUCGUGAAAAGGAACAAGAAGCACUUAAAAAACGAGAAGCGAUACUUCAAGCCCAAACUGAAGAAAAGAGACGGAAAAGAGAAGAAAAACAACUCAAAGCGCAACAACAACGUGAAGCUCUUGAAAAAGAGAAACAGAAAGUCUUAGAAGCACAACGGGUGAAAGACGAACGGCACCGACUUCAUAUCGCCGAGCAAGAAGAAAAGAAACUAAGACUUAAAGAAGAACAUGAGAAGAAGAGAUUGUUAGCGAAGAAACGAGCGAUAGAACAAAAGAAACUCGAGGAAGAAAAGAUGGUAGAAGAGGAAAGAAAAGCUGCAGAGUUGGCUGCGAAAUUGGCAAAACGAGAUGAUGUUAUCGCAAAGAUGGUUCAGAACCAGAAAGAGAGAAAACCGAUUUAUUUCAGAGAGACAGCACCACCUUUGCCGUCAAACGACUGUUACGAUUCAGACAGCGAAGAAUGCAAAACUCGUGAUAUUUUGCUACAAAAUUGGGAAAAAGAAGCCAAUGUAAUUCAAAUGCUAAAAUGUAUCUCAGCUGAGGGACAAGCUAUAAAGAAUACAUUUUUCUCAAUUCAAGCGCGAACACCGGAUUUGCAAGAUAUUUUGGAAAAUAUCGAACCAAAAAAACUGAAAAGGACAUCGAGUGCUGUUUGGCAUAAGCCCCCAAGAUUUACUAUGAUUCCAGGCUUGGAAAGUCAUGAUGAAACUGAAGAAUUUAGUGAUGAUUAAUUUUAUAUUAUCAUUUACAUGUAAUCUAGUUUUCAAUCAUUUUUAAUACAAAUUGUUUAGUAUUGUG
Molecule: messenger RNA, 2269 nt
Organism: Tribolium madens (black flour beetle)
Lineage: Eukaryota; Metazoa; Arthropoda; Insecta; Coleoptera; Tenebrionidae
Gene: Incenp
Product: inner centromere protein
Exons: 4
Coding region: 124-2202 (692 amino acids)
Source: RefSeq, a predicted model, not a curated record